This is a messenger RNA of Coccidioides immitis RS, 378 nucleotides long. RefSeq lists its product as uncharacterized. Lineage: Eukaryota; Fungi; Ascomycota; Eurotiomycetes; Onygenales; Onygenaceae. The record is from RefSeq and is a predicted model, not a curated record. Bases 1 to 378 code for a protein of 125 amino acids. The transcript has 2 exons.
AUGAAGUGGAGACAUCCAAAGCGAUUCUUCUGCGUUUUGGCGAGUCUUAUGGUCAGUGAGCAAGGCAUCGUCCCUCGAUUCUUUGGUACCAUGGACAAGUUUGAUCCAAAGCCAUGCCAGCCUUAUCUACGCAAGUUCAUGGAUGAUAAAUACCCACCCAGUGCCAUCUUCCUGGAAUACAUCCCAAACCUUGAGAUGCUUGAUCUAAACAACUACACGCAAGCUCGGAUGAACCAAUUUCUUGAGGCCAUCCGGGAGAUACACAAAGCGCUUGUAGAGCAUGGAGACGCAAAACCCAGGAACCUGCUCAUUGUUAGAGGCGACCCUGAGCGGGUUACCGAGAGCGAGCUUUUUUGGAUGAAGAAGAAGAACAUUUGA